Molecule: messenger RNA, 3661 nt
Organism: Raphanus sativus (radish)
Lineage: Eukaryota; Viridiplantae; Streptophyta; Magnoliopsida; Brassicales; Brassicaceae
Product: pollen-specific leucine-rich repeat extensin-like protein 4
Molecular function (GO): protein binding
Source: RefSeq, a predicted model, not a curated record
GAGAAAAUAUGAUACGUCCUUCCACUUUCACUUUACAAAUGAUCUUUGAAUGAGAAAUAUAUACUCAUAUAUUGUUAUAUGGAUAUGAAGGAUCUUGAGAAACAAUGGAUCAAGCAUUGUUGGUAUCCUGAUUCCCGAAUCUGCAGAGUUUUCACAGCGUCAUAGCAUAUAAUAGUUGUGACUUGUGACCCCUUAGGGGACGUAUCUUGUGUCACACGUAAAGCAGUGAGAGGCAAAAAUGAUUUGCGUUGUUGCGCAAUGUUCGCUAAAGAAUCAGCCACCACUCGUUUUCAAGGCUGUCUCCUAUAACAGUGACGGGUUUUGAUACAAAGCCAUUUUAGAUAUUCUCUUAACUUUUUUUGACAACAAGAUUCUGCUUAGGUCUUAUUUUGUUUUUUCCUUUAACCACAAUUUCUAUUAUUGAUAUCCUCCGGAUAUGAAGCAAAAUCCUCAAAUACAAAAGAGUGUCCCCUAAAUAUAGACACAGAAUGUUAAGAAAAACCGUUGGUGCUUGCAACGUUGGGUUAUUAAUAACACACAUCUCUAUCCUCCUUUAACCCUCUCAUGCCCUUCUAUAAACAGCCUUGGGUCUUUUCCAAGGUUUCUGUUUUAGCCAUGGCUAAACCUCCUUCCUUUGUGUGUUGCAUCUUCCUCUUAUUCUUCUUCUUUUUGUCCUCCUCCUUUGUCGCAUUUGCCCUAACCGAUACAGAGGCCGCCUUCAUCGUGCAGCGACAGCUCUUGACAUUACCAGCAAACGGUGAACUUCCUGAUGAUAUUGAAUACGAGGUUGAUCUCAAGGCUACAUUUGCAAACACAAGGCUUAAAAGAGCUUACAUAGCUCUUCAAGCUUGGAAAAAGGCAUUCUCAGACCCGUUUAACACCACAGGAAACUGGCAUGGACCUCACGUGUGCGGCUACAACGGUGUGGUCUGUGCACCGGCUCUUGAUGAUCCUGAUGUCACAGUUGUAGCUGGUGUUGACCUCAACGGUGCUGAUAUCGCAGGGCAUUUGCCUGCUGAGCUUGGUUUGAUGACAGAUGUUGCUUUGUUCCAUUUGAAUUCUAACCGGUUUUGUGGUAUCAUUCCUAAGAGUUUUGAGAAGUUGAAGCUGAUGCAUGAAUUCGAUGUCAGUAAUAACCGUUUUGUUGGACCUUUCCCUGACGUCGUUCUUGCAUGGCCUGAUGUUAAAUUCAUUGACCUUAGGUUCAAUGAUUUUGAAGGUCAAGUCCCUUCCGAGCUGUUCAAGAAAGAGCUAGACGCUAUUUUCUUGAACAACAAUAGAUUCACCUCGACGAUUCCUGAAUCUCUAGGAGAAUCUCCGGCCACGGUUGUGAGUUUCGCUAACAAUAAAUUUACCGGAUGUAUUCCUAAAAGUAUUGGAAACAUGAAGAAUCUCAACGAGGUUGUCUUUAUGGACAACAAGUUGGGCGGUUGUUUCCCAUCUGAAAUCGGAAAGCUAUCGAAUGUGACGCUUUUCGAUGCGAGCAAGAACACGUUCAUUGGUCGUCUCCCGACAAGUUUUGUCGGGUUAACGGGUGUGGAGGAAUUUGAUAUCUCCCACAAUAAACUGACUGGAUUAGUAGCGGAUAACAUUUGCAAGUUGCCUAAUUUGGUGAACUUCACUUACUCCUACAAUUAUUUCAAUGGACAAGGUAGUUCGUGUGUACCAGGUGGUAGUCAGAAGGAGAUUGAAUUGGACGACACACGUAAUUGCUUACCUCAUCGACCUGACCAACGGUCCGCCCAGGAAUGUGCGGUUGUGAUUAACCGUCCGGUUGAUUGUAGCAAGGACAAAUGCGCUGGUGGCGGCUCAUCUACUCCGUCGAGAACAUCGCCGGCUCACGAGCCAUCGCCAGUUCCAACGCCGGUUCACGAGCCAUCGCCAGUUCCAACUACGCCAGUUCACAAGCCAUCGCCAGUGCCAUCUACACCUGUUUACAAACCAUCACCAGUUCACAAACCCUCUCCAGUUCCAACUCGACCGGUUCAUAAACCACAACCACCAAAAGAGUCACCCCAGCCGGAUGAUCCUUUCGAUCAAUCUCCAGUGAGUAAGCGACGCAGUCCUCCUCCACCUCAUCAAUCCCAACCUCCGGUGGUUUUCUCUCCUCCACCAACUCCGGUAAGCUCUCCUCCUCUUCCUUCACCACCACCACCAGUUUACUCUCCACCACCACCUCCUCCACCAGUCCACUCGCCACCACCACCGCCGGUACAUUCUCCGCCACCGCCAGUCCACUCUCCACCACCACCGGUUCACUCUCCUCCACCGCCGGUCCACUCUCCUCCACCGCCGGUCCACUCUCCACCACCACCGGUUCACUCUCCACCACCACCGGUUCACUCUCCACCACCGCCGGUUCACUCUCCUCCACCGCCGGUUCACUCUCCUCCACCGCCGGUACACUCUCCACCACCACCAGUUCUUUCUCCACCACCACCGGUUCACUCUCCGCCACCACCUCCUCCACCAGUUCACUCUCCACCACCACCGGUUCACUCUCCGCCACCACCUCCUCCACCAGUUCACUCUCCUCCACCACCGGUUCACUCUCCGCCACCUCCAGUCCACUCUCCACCCCCACCGGUUCACUCUCCGCCACCUCCCGUCCUCUCACCCCCACCGCCAGUCCACUCCCCACCACCUCCGCCUGUGUACUCUCCUCCACCACCUGUCUUUUCACCACCACCACCACCGGUACAUUCCCCGCCGCCACCAGUCCAUUCGCCACCUCCACCUGUUCACUCGCCACCACCUCCUCCGGUUAACUCGCCGCCGCCACCGGUGGAAAAGAAAGAGUCUCCGCUGGCACAAGCACCAGCUCCAAGUGAUGAAUUCAUCAUACCACCCUUCGUCGGCCACCAAUACGCAUCGCCACCACCUCCAAUGUUUCCUGGCUACUAAUAUCCAUCAACGAGAGAAGAACCGACUAUAUAAAAAGCAAUUGUAUCUUCUUGAACUAAAUUUGUAAAACGAAAGAAGAAGAAGAAGAAAACAAUUAAUGUAUGAUAAGCGAAACGAACUUGUUACCGAUGUCGAUUCAUUUGUACAAUGACAACUUCUGAUAGUAGAUAAAGAUUUUAAACUUUCUAAACAAAAAUAAAUGUCUUCACUCUCUUAUUCCAACUAAUUACAUGUUUUAAAUAUGAUUUGUAGUCUCUUAUCAUCUACGAUUUGCCAUAAAGCAAUAAGCGUAAUCCUACACAUGUGAAUAAGAGUACUCAACGUAUAUGCAAAGCUUAAUCAACUUUGUGGUACACUGGUACUUGGAAUUAAAAACCUAACACAUUGGUUUUGUUUAUUCUUUUGCCUCAAAUUAGUUGUACGUAGAGUGAGUGUAUCCACGUUAACCUUUAAUACGUGUAUAUAUAUAGCAGGUAUAUUAGCUGUGUCUGAAACAUAUAGAGCUUCAAGGAAGUUUCUGUGAGUUCCAACAAUAAUAUUUCGCUCUGACCAUACCAUAACCAUCUCAAAUUAUGAAGGACUACAAACAAUAACUAUCACAGAAAGUGAUAUCUACAUCGGUACCUUGUGCAUGAAGUCAUAUUGUUUCUGUUUUUGACUUUUCACUUUCCUGUUGAUAAUAUCGUUUGUACCUCUCAGAUAAGUCCUAGCUCGGUUUCUCUUGUUUCUCGGUCUUUAAAUCUUGGAUCAGAUCUAG